Messenger RNA from Echinostoma caproni, 786 nucleotides. The record is from the annotation of a GenBank genome assembly. Lineage: Eukaryota; Metazoa; Platyhelminthes; Trematoda; Plagiorchiida; Echinostomatidae.
AUGCCCUAUAGGCGUACGAUUACGCUUCAUUUGCUUGUGGAUUUGGAUGCGCAUCAAUUUCUCUACACCGAGUUCGCACAAUGGCAGCCGCAAGACAUGGCCAUUCAUUUCUAUUCUAUCGAACUGUACAUGGCACAAGUGCAAAAGUUUGCCUCCAGUCACUAUUCCGGCAGUCGGAGUUAUAUAAAACUGUUGUUACCCCAAAUCCUACCACCGAGUGUCGACAAGGUAAUCAUGUUAGACGCAGAUAUGCUACUAGCCAAAAGCGUGUACUCACUUUGGGGAUUAUUUGAUCAGUUCAAUGAUAGCCAAGGUUUCGGUUAUAAUGCCGGUCUUAUUUUGUUGGAUUUAAACAAGUUACGAACUUUGAAUUGGAGACGAAUUUGGGAAGAUGUGUACACGGAGUUGGCUGAUGCUCUUGGUGGAAUAUUGCCAACCGCAGAACAAGACGUGCUAAAUCGGAUAGUACAUCUCAAUCCCAAAUAUCUGUUUGAUAUGCCCUGUACGUGGAAUGUCCAGUUGGCUUCAUUCAGUCUUGCACAUCGUUGUCCCAUCGUUUGGUCUUUCACCGAGGAAGGCCGUCAGUUAGCGAAUGCUUCCGGUGUGCGAGAGACCGAAUUGAUGCACUUUAACGCUCAAUUCAAACCGGAAUUUUCGUAUCCGAAACCAUGGCGAACCCCAAAAGUCGUUGAUGAUGGACAUGUUUUGACUGGUAUCGAACGUGCUCGGAAAUAUUUCGAAUUCUAUUAUCUUCUGCGCGAUACAGACAUCUCCUGUUUUCGCUAA